Molecule: messenger RNA, 1452 nt
Organism: Pocillopora meandrina
Lineage: Eukaryota; Metazoa; Cnidaria; Anthozoa; Scleractinia; Pocilloporidae
Source: the annotation of a GenBank genome assembly
AUGGAAUCGAAAAGUAUCGACAGAGAAGCCGUCUUAAAAUCACUUGUCCUGAACAAUUCAACCACAGAUGGCCAGCCUAGAAAGAGAAAAAGACUUGACAAUUUAUCUGCCGAAGAAAGGGCUCUUCGAAGGUGGGCGAUCCUUUGUGAACGAAGCAGUGAAUAGAACCUUCUAUCAAGUGCGAUGUAUCUCGAAGAAGGUUUCUGUUUUUGUGUAGGGUCAAUGAAAUUUCAUUUUUGCGUUAUCUAGAAAACUGAAGAACCGAGUCGCAGCUCAAACUGCUCGUGACAGAAAGAAAGCACGAAUGACAGAACUAGAAGAACUGGUUGCGCAGUUAGAGAAAGAGGUAAUAGUCAAAAAAAAUCUUCCUAAGUCUUCCCUAUUUUUAAUCUUAAACUUCAUUAACCUGACUUAGCGAUAAACAGAUAAUUUCUCGCGAUUGAUAGAAAUUCACUCGAAUUUCAACUGAGAAACGUUUUGAUACACUUCCUUCGUUAGUUGUGUGAGUAGAACUGUUUUCAUUCUCCUCUGUUUCAUCGCAAGCGGUUGUGAAUUUUUAGUUUCGAAUCAGUGUUUCGUUUUUGUUUAAGUUGUCGUUGAAAGACUUUCGUUGAAGAAGUUGUUUUUAUGUCUUUCGCCACUAAAAUUAUCUCAAAAUGGAAGCGUAAUGCUUCUCGAUGUUGGCCCCUCUCGAGAUCAUUAUUGAUCGUAACUAAUAAUAAAUCUUUUGAACUCGGUAUAUUUUUCCAAUGUUAGAUUUUUUUAAUGCGUCAUCCACUCCGGGUAGGCGGAAGUUAUAAAGAAAAUGUACCAAAAGUUUUGUUUAUAUGAUUGUGCAAUGAUACACCAAGACCAGUAAAGUAGUUAUUCCUCAAUACAAUGCCUUGUUGUGUUUUAAGACCGCCCAAUUUCUAUUCUUUGUGUUCUUACAGAACAGAACCCUUCGCUUGGAUAAUGAAAGUUUGAGGAAACACUCGGAAGCUGUAACAAUCGAAAACUCGGAGUUAAGAGUCCGACUUGGUCUUACACCCCCCGUGUCACCAGCUCCAGUGUCUACAAAUUACCCACCAACCUCAGAAGCCAGUCCAGAUACUAAAUACAGUCCAGUUGUGAUCAAGAAAGAAGCAGAAUAUAACGAGUAUGCAUCACUCUCAGUUUCUCAGCAGCAGGAACGCCUGAUUCUGUUUCUUUCUCUGAUCACGACUUGGAUGAUGAUCAACAACAGGUAAUGGUGAUAUUUUUUUGAUUUUGUGGGUAAAAUUUAUUCUUAAACCUUAAGAGAGUGAAAGACUUGAUAGUGAAAUUAGUGGGAUAAUGUCUGAGGUGCUGAACUUUUUAUUACUUAGUUGUUAUCCACUGAAAAUUCACUUUAACUUAGAAAAGAGGCAAUAUCCUCAUUUGAUGUUACUAGGUAACGCUGGUCAUGUAAUGGAUUUUUGUUGAUGAGGAGAA